AUGUCGUUACCACUUUCUGUGAUUCUCAAGGAAUUAGAGAGCGCACCAACCUCAUCUAUCGUGCCGAUCCUUUCGUCGUUGCACCAUAACAAGGCCAUCCUCGCAACCAUCUCCAAACAAGAUCGUAGACAUCUUGUCUCAAGAUCAUUGAACCUUACUCGUGCUGUUGCUCCUUAUAGUAAAUGGUGUGGGGUUAACUUGAUCUUUGUAUUGAGUGGUGACUACACUGUUCUUGCCGAAGAUGGUGUUCAUUUCAUUGCUCAGUUACUCAAGAUCAUCGAACAAUCAAACACUCUGCUGCUGUUGUUGACCUCUGCCGUUGAAUGUUUGAACAGAGUUUGCCAACAAAUUAGAGGUAAGCCCACUUUAACCAGAGAAAUCCUCACCCCAAAAUUACCUGCCAUAAUCACUUUGUUUAUGGAAAAAAUUUCUCUUGUGCCAGCUUUGUUCGUAGACCUGUUGACUCUGUUGAUCAAGAACCACCCUACCACUUUCCGUCCAUUUGGAAAUAAGCUUAGAGCCAAGUUAAUUACAUUCAUCGUUUCCCCUGAGUUUGAUGCAUUCCCUCGUGACUUGAAAGAGAAGAUUUACCGUUCCUUGGCCACUUUACCAGCAAUUGAAAAGACUGAACCGGAACUCAAAUGGCAACAAGAUGUCACUGCCCUUAUUCUGGAAACAACCCAGGUUAUGUUGAUAUAUAGAGAGUUUCUCAACUUGAAUGAUGACGAAGAAUUGAUUCUGAUGUUGGGUAAGAUCCCUACUCAUUCUUUGGACCCAUCUGCUCAAAUCUUUGCUGAUUCUCUCAGCAUCGAUGUCAAUGUACCAAAGACUUUAUUCAAUAUCUGCGACAGAGUAGAUAUUUUGGUGUCUUUAUUGGCUACCUUCUUGAACACAGACACUGCAUUUGCAGUCCGUGUACCAAUCGGGAUGGUGGUUACCCUUGUUGAUAUUAUCAGUUCUAUCAACACAAGAUUUAUUUCUUUCAAGAACGAUGUUCAUGAUCCUGAACUCAAGAGAAUGAUCCAAUUGACCCUUCAACUCAACCAAUUGAGUGCCACUAAGCUUUUGGCAAGACUCCCAAACACAUACUCUGGAUCUUUACUCCCUCAUUUAUCCAAUGUCUUGUCUUUAAUGGAAGUUCUUCUCCCAUUUGCUAACAAGAAAAUUGACACCGAUGCCGUUUGGAAUAAUGAGCCAUUUAUGCGCCAAAUUUUGGAAUGUGUAACCCAGUGGCUUGAACUUACCCUGAGUUUGAGUGAUGCCACACAACUCUUGAGAUUUAUCGACGUUGCAUUGAAACUUGUUGAACCAAGAUCGACUCAAUCUUCCACCACUAAUGGUACCACCAAUGUUGCAACUGGUGGUGUUUCAACAAAGAAGAAGAACAACAAGAAGAAGAAUAAUGGAUCUGCUCCGUUAUCUGAUUUACUCUCUCACCAACACUUGUUCAAGCUGACUGUCUCUGUGGAAACUUCUCAAAUUGUUCGUAGAUUCAUCAACUCCAUUCUCAAGAAGGCUAAUGUUCCACCUACUCAACAUUAUAAGAUUGUUCGUUAUAUUAUCGUGGAGGCUACCCGUGCGAAGAAACUCAGCCUUGAAGGUUCCAUCCCAGUUGACCUCAAACAGCUCUUGAUUGACGCUGUGUUAUACCCAGGCACAGAAUCAGUUUCUCUUCUUCCAAUUGUCACCUCAUUACUCGGUGAUGAUCCAAUUCUUAGUGUCUUCAACAACCCUCGUUUCCCUCCAUUAGCUAGAUUCGUCAAGAAUGUUGCUGCCAUCGAUGAAGAAGAAGAAGAUGAUGAAGAAGAAGAAGAAGACGUUGUCGCACCUGAACAAACACUGGAAUUUACAACAUCCAAACGUACUUCCGAAGAAGAAGAAGAAGAAUCACCAAAGAGACAGAGAGUCGACCCUGCUGCAUCUAUUGAUCUUUCCUCCACAGAAGAUUCCAAGAUUGUUUUUGCUACUACUGUCACCGAACUGGCACCAAUUUCUCUUGAACCAGUUUCAACCGAGCCUGUCGUUUCAACUUUUGAAGCUACUGUUGUCACCUCAGUCGCUGCCCCAGAAGAGGAUGACAACUCUGACUUUGAAAUGCCUAGCAUUGACGUCGAUGGUGAUGAUGUUGAUUCAGAUUAA
[Candida] anglica is the source of this 2139-nucleotide messenger RNA. The record is from the annotation of a GenBank genome assembly. Lineage: Eukaryota; Fungi; Ascomycota; Pichiomycetes; Serinales; Debaryomycetaceae.